AACAUAACCGGAAGUCAUUCACAUGUUCCAGCUGACUUCAUAGAAAAAAUAGUGGACGAACUCCGCAGAGUUAAUGUUCUGAGAUACUGACCAACACACUUUGGCAACACUUAGCUAGUAUUCCUUUAGUAGCUAGCUGGCUAGCACGCUUAAAGGGAGUGUAAAGAGUGUAAAGAGCUAAACUAACGUUACGGCACAUCGGUAAAACGGCCCGGUGAACUUCAGCUGACGUCCACAAGUUCGUGAGGAGCAGUUCCAGUCAUCUCACCUGAUCUGAGCCUCCCAUCAUCCUCAUCUACUGAUCUCUGAUCUGCCAGCAUGGCUAACACCGACUCCCUCAAUGUCCGGGUCUUCUCCCUGAACUGCUGGGGGAUCCGCUACAUCAGCAAACACACGACUCAGCGCUACGCCAUGAUUGGAGAGCUGCUGUCCAAGGAAGAGCACGACAUUGUCCUACUGCAAGAGGUGUGGAGUGAGAAGGACUAUCUCUCCUUGAAAAAGAAACUUGCCCACUGUCAUCCUCACUCUCAUCACUUCAAAAGUGGAGUCAUCGGCAGCGGAUUGGCCAUUUUCUCCAAACACCGGAUCCAUGACACUUUUCUGUAUCGCUACUCUCUGAAUGGUUAUCCUUACAUGGCUCAUCAUGGCGACUGGUUUGGCGGUAAAGCUGUUGGCAUGGCGGUGUUGAAGCUGGGCAGCCUGACCGCCAACGUCUACGUGACUCAUCUGCAUGCAGAGUACUGCAGGGACAAGGACUCGUAUCUCCCUCACCGGGUGGUUCAGGCCUGGGAGCUGCAGCAGUUUGUUCGUCACACCUCUGCCGGAGCCGAUGUGGUGAUUCUGGGUGGGGACCUCAACAUGCACCCCGAGGACCUCGGCAGCAGGCUACUGAUGUCUUACACUGGACUCCGGGACUCUUACUUGGAGUCUGCUAAGUUUGAUGGAUGUGAGGAUGGAAUGACUCUGAUAGCUGACAACGCUUUCAUUGGUAAAGGGUCCAUCGGUCCAUUCGAGAAAGGAAUUCGAAUCGACUACAUCCUGUUCAAGGGAUCGUCCAAAACGGACAUUUAUUGUGAUUUCAUGUCGACCACCAAAGGCUCCGCCCCUGACCACGCCUUCCCGUACUCUGACCACGAGGCUCUGACCGCCGCGUUGAGAGUGGAGACACACACGCCCUCUGAGACCCAGCGGGACGGGCAAAGAUCGUCCCCGAAUCGGGACGCUGCUGCAGGGAAGACGGCCGGGUUGGUGGACAUGGUGACGGAGGCGCGUACUGAAGUCAAAGUGGGCUUGCACUGCGCUGAGAGGAUGCGCCGCACGGCGACGCGCACCGGGGCCAUGGGGCUGGCCCUGCUCUUCCUGGAGCUGGCCAUCGCCGCCGUGCCCUGGUUGGCCCUGGGGGCGGAGCAGCCCUUCCCUCGCACCUCCUUCUACCUGCUGGCCGCGCUGUGCUUCGCCAUCCUGGUCACCACCGCGCUGCUGUACGUCUUCUACAGCACGGAGCUGAAGUCUCUCCAGGGGGCCGAAGACCAGAUGAGGCUGGCUGUGGGAGGUCUGCAGGAGCAGCUCCGGGGGUCCGCAGUGGCUCAGCCACACGCCGGCCAGCGGGGGGCCCCUGAGGGCCGCGGGCCCGGCGCCCGAGGCCCAGAGGAGGGAAACCGAGUCCCGCUCACAGAUCCCAUGAAGUGAGCUUUCGGAUGGACGUUUGAGGAGGUUUCAUCCUGUGAAUGUGUUAUUACUGAGAUUUAGACGUGCACUGCAGAAAGAGUUUCCAAAGAAGGUUUCUGAAAGUAGUGAAGGACACGCUCUCGCUUUGACCUCUUUUUUUUCCCCUACUUUUUCUAUCCUGGUCACCAGCUUUUAGUCCUCCCUGUUGCAUGGUAAAUGAUGUCCGUGCCACUGCUGCUCCUAAAGGUCAUAAAGGUGACCUGUUGCGUGCCUCGAGCCUCACGCCGUGUACCUGCAUUCCACCAACCGGUACUUUCAGCGGGACCAGUUCUUUCUGUUCUUGUUCUUGGGAUUUGGACACAACUGCCGUGGGUCCAGAGUGUCUGCUGACACUCUGGAGGUCCGCGAUGUGCGUUUUGGUCAGUAACAGUUUGUCUCUGCAGGACAGAUUGUAGACGGCUUCCAGCAGCACUUAAGAACCAGGAUCCUAUGCACCAGUUAAGACUUUUUAGUGUUGUAUUUAAAGGAAAGGGACACACUGUAUUGGUCUCAUGUUCACUGUCCUGCACUGCUAAGCAUCUUUAUGCAUCAACAUGUUCCCACAUGAUGUUUUUGUACUGUAGAAAGUGGGCAGGACACUUAGUCGACUAACCCAAUGAACCACUUCCUCAAAUGUAACAUAGCAAAUUACUCAACUAUCUACAUGGCUGUUAAUCAGUAUAACGACUCACCAAAAGCCUGACAAUGACUGAUCCUUUUUUAACUUUAUUCUUUCACCUCCAUGCCGGAGAAGCACCUGAUGUUUUUAACUUAGUGAAGGAUGUAGCUUUUCAAUAUAAUACCUGAUGUUCAUUCCAAUUGAAAAAAUGUGACGAUCCUGAUUAUGAAAGCGAUAAUAAAGGCUUCAGCUGUGGAGAAGUG
Molecule: messenger RNA, 2589 nt
Organism: Pungitius pungitius (ninespine stickleback)
Lineage: Eukaryota; Metazoa; Chordata; Actinopteri; Perciformes; Gasterosteidae
Gene: smpd2b
Product: sphingomyelin phosphodiesterase 2b
Exons: 11
Coding region: 319-1689 (456 amino acids)
Molecular function (GO): sphingomyelin phosphodiesterase activity
Source: RefSeq, a predicted model, not a curated record